Messenger RNA from Durio zibethinus, 1285 nucleotides. Its product is annotated as ATP synthase subunit gamma, mitochondrial. Gene Ontology annotation, molecular function: proton-transporting ATP synthase activity, rotational mechanism. Lineage: Eukaryota; Viridiplantae; Streptophyta; Magnoliopsida; Malvales; Malvaceae. Gene Ontology annotation, biological process: proton motive force-driven ATP synthesis. The record is from RefSeq and is a predicted model, not a curated record.
CCAUCCCAAAUUCUUGUUCCCUUACUUUAACGCUAGCAGUAAAACACUGACCCGGGCUGAGAGAACUAGUAGUAUUACGUGAAAACGCCCAAAAGAUUAGAAAAGAAAAAAAUAUCUUUAAUCCAAGACAGCAAGGAUUUCUAGGGUUUGUAAGUAUCGGUAACCGAUGGCGAUGGCUGCUCUCAGACGUGAAGGAAGGCGUUUCGCCCCUCUGAUCUCUCCCCGCCCAAUAACCGCCGUCCGAUCCCCUCCUCUCGCUCCCUCUCACGAGGAUGAGGGUCCUAUUGGAGUUCGAUAUGUUUCGACUCAAGUUGUUAGGAACCGGAUGAAGAGUGUCAAGAGUAUUCAGAAAAUCACAAAGGCAAUGAAGAUGGUUGCAGCCUCAAAGUUGAGAGCAAUUCAAACUAAAGCUGAGAAUUCCCGUGGCCUCUGGCAACCAUUUACUGCACUUCUUGGUGACCUACCCAGUGUUGAUGUCAAGAAGAAUGUCGUUGUGACCAUCUCUUCAGACAAAGGUCUCUGUGGUGGAAUUAACUCUACAUCAGUCAAGAUAAGCAAGGGUCUCCACAAGUUGAACUCUGGUCCUGAAAAAGAAACAAAAUAUGUUAUUUUGGGAGAGAAGGCAAAGGCUCAAUUGGUUCGUGACUCUAAGAAGGACAUUGAGUUAAUCAUUACUGAGUUGCAGAAGAAUCCUUUGAGCUACACUCAGGUCUCUGUUCUUGCAGAUGAUAUCUUAAAGAAUGUGGAGUAUGAUGCUUUGAGGAUUGUCUUCAACAAGUUUCACUCAGUAGUUUCAUUCGUGCCAACAGUGUCAACUGUAUUAUCUCCUGAAAUUGUUGAAAGGGAAGCUGAAUCUGGGGGAAAGCUUGGUGAUCUAGACUCCUAUGAAAUUGAGGGUGGUGAGACAAAGGGUGAAAUACUUCAAAAUCUGGCAGAGUUCCAGUUCUCUUGUGUCAUGUUCAAUGCGGUGUUGGAGAAUGCUUGUAGUGAGCAAGGUGCAAGGAUGUCUGCUAUGGAUAGCUCAAGCAGAAAUGCUGGCGACAUGCUUGAUCGCCUUACUCUUACAUAUAACAGAACCCGUCAAGCAUCAAUCACUACUGAGUUGAUUGAGAUCAUAUCUGGAGCAUCUGCACUGGAGGGUUAAUUUAAAAAUUUUACUGUUAAAUUUUUCUCAUGAUAACGAAAUAAAAUCUCAGUGGACUCUUUUUCCUUUGAGCUUUCAUACUGCUACUUUUUGAAUGUUCAGUUGAGUAACUGCAAUAAUCACCCGAGUGUUAAAACUUCA